AUGGCACAUGCACUCAUUCUUGGAGCCUCCGGCAUUUCUGGCUGGUCUCUCGUGAACCAAGCUCGGACCUAUCCUACACCUACAACGUUCAACCGCAUCACCGGAACGACGAACCGUCCUCUUAGCCUACAACAGGCGCAGCUGCCGGAGGAUAAGCGUCUUUCAAUUGUCUCCGGAAUCGAUCUUACGAAGCCCGUAGAGGAGGUCGCCGAGUCUCUGAAAGAAAAGAUUCAAGACAUCGACAGUGUCUCCCACGUGUUUUUCACAGCGUACAUACAGACGGCCGACUUUCAAAGUUUGAAGGAAAAGAAUACGAGUCUCUUGGAAACCGCUGUAAGAGCCAUUGAGCAAGUCUCGCCCAAGCUGCAGGCUAUUAUUCUUCAAACAGGAGGGAAGGGCUACGGUCUUGAGUUUUCUAAGGAACUUGAGAUCAAGGCCCCACUUCGUGAGGACUAUCCCCGAAUUCCCAAACCAUGGGCAAGCAACAUCUUCUACUACACGCAAUACGACACGCUCAAAUCGCUCUCCGAGGGAAAUCCAUGGACCUUCACUGAGAUCCGCCCCGAUGGCAUCGUGGGCUUCACCCCUACCCCGAACCCGAUGAACAUGGCUCAAGGUAUCGGCCUCUACCUGAGCAUCUACCGAGCAGUCAAAGGCGCAGGCGCGAGUGUCCCCUUUCCGGGUUACGAGCACGGGUACCAUUCAACACACUCCGAUACCUUCCAGGAUAUCCUUUCGAAGAUGGAGAUCUACGCAGCUCUGAACCCGGAGAAGUGUGGCAACGGCGCCGUGUUCAACAUGGCAGACGGCAAGACGGUAUCGUGGUCUCAGGUCUGGCCUGGACUCUGCGCCCACUUCGGACUCACUGGAGAGGGACCUGGAGCUAAGUCAGUCAAGAUGGAGGACUUCGUGAAGGAGCAUAGAGAUGUGUGGACAGCGUUGGCCAAGGAACACGGCCUCGAUGAGAAGCUCAUUGACAAGCAAGGUUGGGCGCAUACCCACUUCAUGCUGGUCGACUUUGACUUUGAUCGGCAAUAUGAUUUGUCCCGGUCUCGAAAGGUUGGGUUUGCGGAAGAGAUUGACACAGUCGAUGGAUACGUUGUCUCUUGGAAACGAAUGCGCGCUGCUAAGCAGCUUCCUCCUCUGAAGUAG
This is a messenger RNA of Colletotrichum chrysophilum, 1152 nucleotides long. RefSeq lists its product as uncharacterized. Lineage: Eukaryota; Fungi; Ascomycota; Sordariomycetes; Glomerellales; Glomerellaceae. The transcript has 3 exons. Bases 1 to 1152 code for a protein of 383 amino acids. The record is from RefSeq and is a predicted model, not a curated record.